GACAUACCCAGACUCAUCCAAUCCUAAAGUCAACAAGCAUGCUGCUUAUUAACUCUAGAAUUAUUCCCCUCCCUUCCCCACCGCCCACUCUCCUUCAUCUCCACAAAACUACUCCCUGCUCAACAAAGCUCCUUGCCAAUAAAUUUAUUCCCUGCAUAAGAAGGAAAAGAAAAUGGAUGCCCCACACCUUGAUGAUCAAGGUCUCUUCAUCUUCCUCGGCGGUGGAAAAUCAUCCGCCAGCUACCGUUUCGCCGGGAUCGCAGGGUGCAGUGGAAGUUAUUAGGAGUUUCUACGCAGGAAUUAAUAGCCAUGAUCUCGCGUCCGUAGAGCUCUUCAUUGCCGAGAAAUGUGUGUAUGAGGAUCUUAUGUUUCCUCGUCCCUUCGUCGGUCGCAAGGCAUUCCUAGAAGCCUACAAAAGUUUCGUUGAUUCCAUGAGCAUGGACCUCCAACUUGUUAUUGAUGAUAUCGCGUCUAAUGAGGAGUCAUCUACUGUUGGAGUUGCAUGGCAUUUUGAAUGGAAGGGAAAGGUUUUUCCUUACAGCAAAGGUUGCAGUUUUUAUCGACUACAAAUGGUAGAUGGCAUAAGACAAAUAAUUUAUGGACGAGAUGUUGCUGAACCUUCAAUCAAGCUUGGGGAGGCAGGUUUGGCAGCUAUGAAGGGUGUAAUGUGGCUGUUGCAACAGUUUCCUCAGUUGGAAGACCAGCUAUGAAGGAAGCUAUGUUAUAUAUGGAGUGUGGACAUUCAAUCAACAGCAUCUCAACUGUCCUUUGGGUUAAUUUUGUUGCGUUUGUUUCCUAGAGUUUGUAUUUGUUGAGAUAUAUCUAUACUUUAAAUAAUUUUUUUUGCAUAAAAAUCGUUUUAUGCAAUCGAUACUCAUGGAUUUGACCCACACAGCUUCAUGCUUCAGCUAUUCGAUAAGGCAUGUGAUGUUCAUGUGCAAUCUGAACUACAAUUGUUGUUAGAUUUUCUCAAUACAGAAUUAUGAACUUACAUUAUUUA
Theobroma cacao (cacao) is the source of this 1000-nucleotide messenger RNA. RefSeq lists its product as uncharacterized. NCBI's taxonomy places the organism in Eukaryota, Viridiplantae, Streptophyta, Magnoliopsida, Malvales, Malvaceae. The record is from RefSeq and is a predicted model, not a curated record.